Molecule: messenger RNA, 6395 nt
Organism: Hylaeus volcanicus
Lineage: Eukaryota; Metazoa; Arthropoda; Insecta; Hymenoptera; Colletidae
Gene: Hs3st-A
Product: heparan sulfate glucosamine 3-O-sulfotransferase 1
Exons: 6
Coding region: 667-1824 (385 amino acids)
Molecular function (GO): [heparan sulfate]-glucosamine 3-sulfotransferase activity
Source: RefSeq, a predicted model, not a curated record
GUGAGGCUCGAGGAGGUCAGGUCGACCCUUGUCUCUGCUCCCUCUGGUCGGCUCGUAACGCGAUUUGCUCGAACACAGCCGUACGCGCGGUACUCGUUCCUCGAUUGUUGGCGAUAAAUAACACCCACGACGUGCAACCCUUCACCUUCCCGCGGGAAAACGUAAACGCGCGAACGACACGGUGGUUUCGCGUGUUCGCGUCGUAUACCCAGUGAAAGGGCGAGUCGUUCUCGUGGCCGUUGUUGUUGUGCCCGGGCCAGUGGUGGAUAGAGGUGCGAAAUCUCGUUGUGAUCAUCGGUGGCACGGCUGUCAUCGACCCGAUCACUGCCACAGGGAGUCUUGGAGGAAACGGACCGCUCUGUGUGUUCGCCCGCGGCCUAGUGACCUGACCUUGGGUCGGCCCGACCAGAGUUUCGAGCAUAAACAUCGAGCUUGCAUGGACCUCGACUGACCGGUCUUAAUGCAAGGACUGCGACGAGCAUCUAGUACAGCCGGAGAGGGUACGUACACGUCAGCUGAUUCAUUAGACAAUAAUUCUUGCCGAUUAACAUGGGGUACGUGUUUCUACUGUUACUUUAAAUGGAACGUGUGUUCAUUGAACAACGAGUGAAGUUGGAAAAGAGACGAACUGAAAACUCAAGGAUGUGAACAAUCAAACUAGCGCAAAUGCCCAACAAGGCACGGCCUCGUCGAGAGUGGUCUCCCCAGUCCCCUAUAGAUGUAUUGUGGAUGUCCCGCUCUGCUAUGAGGCCGGCCGAGGGCGACACUUCGGACUGCAUCCUGGUGGUUGGCAUAUCCAGACCGAAGAUGGCCGCCGCCUUCCUCACGGUCGUCCUCCUCUCCCUCUUUCUGACCUUCCACAUUCUCUACGACAGCGCGGUCUACAGCCUCCACGCGGCUUCCGCCGUCGAGGGUCGCACCGUCGAGCUCGUAUCUCAAGUUCGCGCCACACCGCCCCUGCUCUUCUCCAGCAAGGUCCACUUCCCUCGCACUAGCAGACAUCUACCCCAGGCGAUCAUCAUCGGGGUGCGAAAGUGCGGCACCAGAGCCCUCCUCGAGAUGCUGUUUCUCCAUCCGCAGAUACAGAAGGCCGCUGGCGAGGUACACUUCUUCGAUCGCGACGAUAACUACGGAAAGGGUCUCGAAUGGUAUCGGAGAAAAAUGCCCUACUCGUUUAGGGGACAGAUCACUAUCGAGAAGAGUCCUAGCUACUUCGUCACGCCAGAGGUACCGGAGAGAAUCCACGCGAUGAACGCGAGCGUGAAGCUGUUGCUGAUAGUGCGCGAGCCCGUAACCAGAGCGAUAUCGGAUUACACCCAGCUACGAACGCACGCCGCGACAGCGUCCACCGUAACGAACGGGACACCCCGUAGCGUUCAGCAGCUCCAGCAGCAGCAGGCGUCGCGCAGCUUCGAGGAGCUCGUGAUACGAUCCGACGGCACCAUCAAUGAAUCCUACAGACCCGUCGCGAUCUCUCUCUACCACACGUACAUGCACAGGUGGCUGGAGGUAUUCUCCAGGGAUCAGAUCCUUGUGGUGAACGGCGACCAACUGAUCGAGGAUCCAGUGCCGCAGCUGCGGAGAAUCGAGAGCUUCCUCGGCCUGGAGCCGAGGAUCGGCAGGCACAACUUCUACUUCAACCACACGAAGGGCUUUUACUGUCUGCGCAACGAAACGUCUGAAAAGUGUCUGAAAGAAAGCAAAGGCAGACGGCAUCCACGCGUGAGUCCCGUGGUCGUCACCAAGCUGAGGAGGUUCUUCAACGAACACAACCAACGAUUCUACGAGCUCGUCGGCGAGGACCUCGGCUGGCCCGAGGAAUAACCGUCGUAGAGACAUCGGUUCGAUCUCCACCGAUGACACUCUUGCACGCAGUCGCAAUGGAUUGUCGAGGCAAGAAUACAACUCGUUCCAAAAAGAAUACUUCUCUGAACACAUGGAUCCGGGAGGAACACUUCCCUACGGAAGAGUUCAGUUAGUUUCAAGAAAUCGCGAGAACAGCCUUGGAUGAAGCCGAGGAAUCCCUCGACGUGUCCCGAGACGAACAACGAAUCCAGAGAGAGCCUCGUGUAUCGCAGAAACUCGGCUGGCCCGAUGUUCUUAGCGAAGUCAACGCGACCGAGGACUCCUCUACUCGGCACGGUUGAGGAAAGGAUGCCACUCCUAAGGAGCGCCUCGACAAUUACGAAAUUCCAUGAGAAAUUCGAAGAAAGUAGGUGAAACAUCCAGUUUGACGGCAAUUGAGGAGGCAGACUUUCGAAGAACUCUGUGAAUUAGGCAACUCGAGCAUCCAGAUUGUCCCCGUGAUUGUCGGGUCGUCGAGAUGAAGAUUCAAGAGAAGAUUCAAGAGAAGAUUCAAGAGAAGAUCCUGUCGAAGAGCAGUCUUUCGUUGGAGAGAUUGCGCGCUUGUGAUUGUGUCGCUGGGAAGCGCAUAAUCGUUGGCGUCGUUCAUCGUUUCAACGAAUGCUGGAAGAUUCUUGCGGAACGAAAUGCUUCUAACUGGCACACCUCAUCGUGGAGAGAAUUAAGGCUGAUCAGGAUGAGUACCUUUUAUAUUUUACUGAUUAGCUGUAAGAUCAAAACGGGCUAACGCGUCGAUGGCGUUGGACCUGGCAGCCUGUACGUCAAUGUGCUCGAAUAUUUAGAGAAAUCCUCCUCGCAGGUUAUGGUUUCCAUUUUCAUCUAGUUUCAGGUGAUAGACUAAUAUCUCUUGCGUUUGUUAUCGAGUUGGAACUCGAUUUAAGCGUUGUUGAUAUUCUGCAAAUUAGCAAUCCACUGCUUUUCACCAAAUUCAUUGUUUGGUAACUGUAUCUGAAGAAUUCAUUUGUUGAAGUUUUUUUCUGUCAUUUCUUAGCCUCUUUUCAUACGAAAAAUUGAUUAAAACAACGUUAUUAUUGCAAUAACACAUAUGUUUCGUGGUUAUGCGUGUUAUACACCAAUUUAACUUUAUUUACUUGUGGUGAAGUCAUCGAGACAGUUUUCUUAUUUCAUUAUAUUCGUUGAGUAUUCAUCGAACAUGUUGCGGAUAAGUACUAGGUUGUCCGAUAAAUUCCCGGACACUUGCUACCAAUGAACCAGUUUACAAUAACAUUAUAAUCAAACAGUAAUUAUUUUUCAAAAUAAAUCCCACUAAAUUCCAUCUUUCUGCCAAUUGUUCAAUUCUGAUUUGGAUCAAAUGUCGUAAAGAAUUUUAAUGUCAAAGAUUCAAGCAUCAAGUGCCGACAAGUAGCCUUUUUUAAUUCAAGGAUACUUCGAUUCUCGGGUACAUUUAUCGAGAGCCACAAACAAUUCAAAGAGCCGAAGGUUGGCCCCCCUGCUGUAUACCAUAAUUUUUCCGCAAGCUUUCGUAAGUUAUUUCCCCAUACUCCUCGCACAUUUGAAUAUUUAUCAUCCCCAUUGAGUUAACGUCACAACCACGCACGAAAAGUCGCGAAAUUUCAAAUUUCAAAUUUCAAACUUCGAUUUCAAUUUCACCAAGCACAGUGGAUUGCUUAUUCGCGUAGCUAACAACGAGAGGAUAGAAAGGCGCGAUACGAUUCCUUAAAAGUGCAACAAUCCUGCGGGCUCUGCCGGAAGGGCGCUCGAGCACGCGAACUCGAGUGGUCGUUGAAGAGCCCGUGGCAACGAGCGAAGCCAUUAAAUCGAGUGCAUGCAAUUUAAUGGAUAUAUGCCCUGGCCAGAACUCUUUAUUAUUAGCGGCGAUCCCGAGUCCCCUCUUGCGUUCGCGUUUCAGUCGCUCGUCCUUGCGUGCUAAUUGCAUCGAAUUGCUUUUCCGAAUGCACCGUCGAGACCGAUUUCUCGCCAUCGAUCGACGCCCUGGAAAAAGAUCUCAUCCUCGAAACUCGACGAGAACGGGCGGACAGGAUUGGGGGUGGGGGGUCAAUAAUAAUCGCGCUGGGCGACAACUAUUGCAUGCACCGAAACGCGAAAUUUGGCACUUAGCCCGUCGAGCAAUUUGGACGAUGCGCUUUCGACAAGCACGCGUAUUGGGUUAAUGGUAUGUUUAGCAUUUCAGUGAGCCGUUAAUUAAAAUCAACAGUCCAAGAGCGUUUCACGGUAUUAAUUGAAACGGAAAGUUCAAAUUGUUUCCAAGAUUAUCGGUCAACCCCCGAUACCUAUCGGGAGAGACGUUGAUUAAUCCGAAAUGCGAGUCGAGUGGGAUUCGACGUAAAUGAUUGUUUUCCGAGUUGAUGAUUCUAAGCCGAAGCAAGAAAUUCUUGUUGAAGUUUAUUCUCGCGCUCGAGCUGCUCGCUUAAGUACGUGCAAAAUUGAAUAAUUCACGCAACUCGUUACAAACGCAAGCUGAAUUUGAACGCGUCGAUGCUCGGGGCGUACAUCAUUUUCGCGACGCAAAAUCGAGCCAAUCUCAGGGAAGAAAUCACCUCGUAAUCGCCACGCCCGCGUUACGUGCUCUGGAGGAUACGCACUUUCAACUGAGAAUCACGAUCCCGUUCGAGGCUAGUUUAUUCGCUCGCUAGAAGAAGAAUCGCUAGAAUACCAAUAACUUCCUAACGAUGUGUAACGCACACUAUAGUCGCGUUUCGCGAGAUCACGUAGCGCAGGCGAUGGGAAGAUAUUAAUUUUCACUCGACAGAGUGAUGCGUUAAGGAACAAGAACACCAAAACAUGGUACAAAGUUUAUCAUCUAUAAAGCUUCUCAUCUAUUUCUAUUUUUUCAUUCGCGAGGCAGACCAAGCUGUUGCUUGAGAGGCGUCAAGUAUAGCUUUCGCAGACCCGCUAUUGUACUUUAACCAGAAUUUUGGUUGAGGGGAUAGUCUGGCUCAGAAAACGCAAAAGGGCCCUUUACAAAACUGGUUUACUUUAUAAAUUUAGGGCCCUUUACUGGCACUGGUUACAAAAUUUUGUAUUCGUAAGUGUGUGCAUGCGUGAAUGUUUUUGUGUACAUGUAUAUGUAUGAUAUGGUUUACCAGAGAAUUGAGAGAAUAGUAAUGUCUAUAUAUGAAUUAUUUACUAAAUUUUUAAGAAACCUAUCUAUAUAUAUGAGUAAACUGCGUGUGUAUAUGUUGGCCUUUUGUUUUGAACAUUAAGAGUGGUUCGUUAAAAAAUGGAGAAUUUUAAUAUGGUAACGUAUGUAUACGAGGCACCGAUACUAUCAAUCUUUUGAAUGAAUUCUGUGCAUAUCAGUACGUGUUGAAAAUUACAGGAAAUUAAGGAAUUUAAUAUAGUAACUUCUAUAUAUGGGGGACUGAUACUAUUAAACUUUUGAAUAAAUUAUGCACGUGUGAAUAUGCGUAUACACGCAUUUUGAUUUUUGCUGUGCGCGUCAGUUUCGAAACUCGAGGAAUUACAUCAGGAAAUUGAGAAAUUUGGUACGGUAAUUUCCAUAUAUGCAACAUUAUAGCCUCAAACUUUUUAAUAAAUUCUAUUAUAUACGCAUGGAUGCGUGUAUGUGUGUAUACAUGUUGCCCCUUGUUUUGUUUAUAUAUCAUGUGUGGUUCAUUAGGACAUUGAGAAAUUUAACCUUUUAACGGCUGGCCUGGUCGAUAUAUCGACCAGCAGUCAGGUUUGGGACUCCACGUAAGAAAUUCAUCGAAUUUAUUUAUAAAUGUCACGUCUAAUAAUAGGUCGAUUUUAACUAACAUUUCCCCGCUGUUAAAAGGUUAAUAAAGUAACUUAAGUACAUAGGACACUAUUAAACUUAUGAAUACAUUUUAGAUGUAUGGUUGUGUGUACGUAUGUAUGUUGGCAUCUGUUUUGCUUUAUACUUCAGGUAUGCCUAAUCAGAAAAUCACAAUUAGUACGAUGACUUUCAUUCAUGAACUGAUACUAUUAAAUUUAAAAACUUACAGGCCCUCAAUCUAAGAUUGAACGACAGCGGUUGAAAACUCCUUUGCAUAAAAAAUAAAAAGAUUCAUAUACAUUACAUCAAAAAACAGUUUUUUUUUUUAUUUUUUGUGGAUGCUUGAUAAAUACAGUUCUGUUAUCAAACGCAUCAGUAAAUCCAAAGCUUAAAUUAGAAAAGUCCUCAUUUAAUUCUUUAUCCUUGAUACUUUCAAUUUAUUAUUUCCGUUUGAUCACAGGAUUUAUCAGAAAAACAAGACUGGAACGGUUUUCAACCGUAAACAAUUUCCUUAUGUAUGGAUAUAGUGUUAUAGCCGAAUAUUAAGGCUCCGUACUUUGAUCAAGAAAAGAAACAAUGUAUAUGUUUGUAUGUUGAUCUUUGUUUUCCUUCAUACAUGCGUUGUGAUACACCAGAAAAUCACGAAAAUUUUUACGGUAACUUCUGAUGCUAUUAAAUUUCUGAAUACAUUCUACAUGUAUGGAUCUGUGUAUGUAUGGAUGCGUUUUCAUGUUUGCAUCUUUUGAUUCAUACUUCAGGCUUGGUUUAUCAGAAAAUCACGUCAUUUCUAUGGUAACUGCCACUUACACGAGCU